CGCCUGGAGUACGCUUUGUUUUUGGCGCUUAGUUUAGAGAGGGAAACCCGCAGACGGAAGAAAUCCGUGUAGAGGCGAGGGCGAGUUCAGCUUCGGCUGGAGAGCAGUGAAACUGGUAUCAGAGAAAUGAAUAACAACAUUCUUCAGGUUUAUGAAGAUGAAAUCCAGUCUUUGGAAAAUGAAAUUAAAAUGUUAACAGAAGAGUAUGAAUGCAAUCAGCAUGGGUCUAUGGCUUAUUCUAAUGGGAAGACAACGAAGGCCAUGAAAUCAAUUAAAAAAAAAUUCCAAGAAGACCCCAAGCAAUAUUAUUCUUCUCCCAACCUGAAAACUCAGCUUGCAUUACUAGAGUCUGACUUCUCGUUCCUGAUGAAAUUUACAGGUGUCUGGUUCAAAAAUUAUUCUAGGAAACAACUGGAGAAAAGUGGAAUAAAAACUGUAUACAAAUAUAGGCUAUCAGGAAAUUGCCAGUCAGUGCCCUUUCAGCUGGAGUUCCAGCUCACAGAGGAAAAUCAGAGUGACAAAAAUGGUUAUGCUGUGGUUACUGACCUUAACAUUAUAAUAGAAUCUGAGGAGUCUUCUGAUUUAAGCAAGUUUGUAUCCAGAGCUGAAGAGAGUGGAAAUCUUUUGCUGUUUUUCAAAAGCCUCUCCUGUUUUUCUGAGUGGUGUGAACAUCGGAAAUACACUUUAGCCCAUUUCAAGAACAAGUAUCCUGACGUUGUAGCACUACCUGAAGGAUUAUCUGGAGACUGCUUGAUUUUAAAGAACUUUGAACUUUCUGGAUUUGAGCUAAUGAUUGUUUGGAAGAUAUAUGUAGACAAAGAUGGAAAAGUUGUACCAGUUCUGGAUCUCCUGAAUAAGAUACCACUGCCAGUUCUGGAAAAUAAGAAGUUUGCAUCCGCUAUGCCACACUGGUUCAGAAGCCUGCUGCAUGUGCUUGGGAUAGAAGCUUCCAUUGAAGCAGUGAUCAAGUCACUUUGCAGGGGUAAAUGAAUACUAAGAUAA
Molecule: messenger RNA, 1002 nt
Organism: Eublepharis macularius
Lineage: Eukaryota; Metazoa; Chordata; Lepidosauria; Squamata; Eublepharidae
Gene: CENPP
Product: centromere protein P
Exons: 9
Coding region: 127-990 (287 amino acids)
Biological process (GO): CENP-A containing chromatin assembly
Cellular component (GO): chromosome, centromeric region; nucleus
Source: RefSeq, a predicted model, not a curated record